AUGCCUUCCUCAAUGACCUCUAGCGAGCGCUCCAGCUCGGUCAAGUCGCACCACAGCCCCAAGACUUCUCUCCAAAGCAAGGCCGACCCCAACAUGGCCCUACAUGAACAAGAGCCCACCGCUGUGAACCUCCAGCCUGGAUCUCGAGAUGCCUUCUCACUCCGAAGCAUCCAGCAUAAGGAUCGUGAUGGAAAUCUCAUCACUGAUCCCGAUCUCUCCAAUCCAACACGGAGCCGACUUGAGCGCCCACUUGACACUAUCCGAUCGUUCGAUGCAGCCAUCAACGCACAUCGCAAGCAGCAACGGAUGUGA
Molecule: messenger RNA, 312 nt
Organism: Penicillium expansum
Lineage: Eukaryota; Fungi; Ascomycota; Eurotiomycetes; Eurotiales; Aspergillaceae
Product: DUF2406 domain-containing protein
Exons: 3
Coding region: 1-312 (103 amino acids)
Source: RefSeq, a predicted model, not a curated record